Patiria miniata (bat star) is the source of this 2344-nucleotide messenger RNA. It is a transcript of the gene ntan1, whose product is annotated as protein N-terminal asparagine amidohydrolase-like. The record is from RefSeq and is a predicted model, not a curated record. Gene Ontology annotation, cellular component: nucleus. Gene Ontology annotation, molecular function: protein-N-terminal asparagine amidohydrolase activity. NCBI's taxonomy places the organism in Eukaryota, Metazoa, Echinodermata, Asteroidea, Valvatida, Asterinidae. The coding region runs from base 90 to 1025 and encodes 311 amino acids. The transcript is spliced from 10 exons. Gene Ontology annotation, biological process: ubiquitin-dependent protein catabolic process.
AAAACCAAUGAGGGCGCAAUUUACAAAACAAAAUCCGGCAACGGGGCCGGCCGGUUAAGUUGUGUAAAUGUUCAACUAGCCUAGACAAAAUGCCCCUAAAAUAUAAAGAUGGUUCGUGCGUUUGUACCAAGAAGAGCAAAGUUGAGGAUUUAGAGAAGGUCAUCUACUUGAGGUUUGGGGAUUCCAGUAAGUGGCUUCAGAGUCAGCCGUUGCGUUGCUGUCCUCUGCCAGGUUUGCUGUAUGUGGACCAGAGAGAGUUUGCAGUGACGACAGUGGCUGACGAUGUAAUUGACACUCUCGGUUCUGACGAUGCAACAACCUGCCAUAUUGCUGUCUUGAGGCAUUCAGGUAGUGGUGCCACAGGCUUAUGUCACUUUGAUAGUUGUGGUACAAGCCAAGGAGUGGGAGAUCUGGUGGACAGAGUGAGUGCACUCAGCCAAGAUGUCGACGGACGCUUGGAGCUUCACAUCGUUGGCGGCUUCAAAGACGAUGAUGGGUCAUCAGAGGAACUCUCCAGAAAAUUACUGAGUGAAUUUCAUAAACUACCGGUGGAUGUGUACUUAUUGACAGCCUGCAUCUCUGGUUUGAACAACAUUGUCAAGAAUGGAGUGAACCAUCCCAUUCUUUAUGGUGUAGGUGUAUCAGUCAAGACGGGGGAAAUUUUCCCUGCAACGUUUGCCUACAAAGGACCAGACAAGCAAGUCCGCGGUCUCCGGCAUUUUAUUGGUGAUGAGAAAGUUAUAAACAUCUACAAUCACACUGAUCAUCGGCUAAGAAUCAGUCCAUAUAGCUACAGACACACUGACUUCCCUCAUGCUGCGUUCUUUCUGCAACAGAGCGACCAGACCAUCAGGCAGUACUUGUCCACCUCCCCGGAUGUGGAACCCCAACAUUUUGCUCAGCAAGUCAAAGCUGCCAUUGCUUUCUUCUUGAGUCAUCCUUCCUCCGAGUUGGUCUUCCCUGGCGGAGAAAGUCGCUACUUCAGGAUGGGACAGGACGGCCUCUGGCUACCCGAUAAGGGUUAACUGUCUGUGUAUGGUGAGCCCGAUACCUAGGAUCAAAAAUACACCUCACAUGUGACCAGCUCCCACAAAACCUGGACAAAGUUGAUGGUUUUUUCUAAGUUUUAGGCAUUUCAAAUUCCUGAAGUUUCAGCUUCAAAAUGAUGUACGAUUUAUUUCUUAUUUUAACUGGGCAGCCCAUUCAAUGGAAUCCACUGGUCUCGCUUGGGACCCAGUAAAUAGACGCCAAUCAUGACAAUGUGAAAAAAUUACAGUUUCAGACGGAGGAAAACCAACGGAAUCAGGCAGGGACUGAAAACCCAAUCCACAUAUUGGCCAAGGCGGGAUUCAAACCCGGGUCACAGCGGUGGAAGGCGAGGAAAGUACUGCUAUGUCAAUCUGACUCCCCUGAUUCAACUUCCCCCAUUGAUCUCCAUAGGUACUGUGACCCUAUCAUCCCUUGAUGAAAACCCGAAAACCCAAUUAUGAGAUAAGCGUGCGUUUUGAAAUGCUUUUUGUAUCAAUUUCUAUAAUAACUUUUUUCACUAGAUUGACCAAAAAACCCUCCACACUUCUGCUUGAUGGAAUACAUGAAUAUUCAUAUUUUAGGAGGUCAUAGAUUUAAAAUUACUGAUUCAGAAAAUCUCAAAACCUAAAAAUGGUCAGUUCCAUCCCAAAACGACUUCGCUUGCCCUUUGUGCGAAAAAAACAACGUUCAGCAACUUUGUCUGGGUUUUGUUAGAGCAGGUCUGAAAUGUUGACUACAUUUUUUUAUGUUGUCUAUUUGAAGCAAAUGACUCCAUGCUACAAGAUUUAACAUCAAUUCAUAUGAGCAUUUCAUUUUGAUCUGCGCAAACAACGCAACGCAAAUGCAUGCGUUUGACUUGCGCCUUGCGUUUAGAGUACAUUAUUUGAACUGCAGCCCAUCUAAUUUCAUUAUGGUCUACAAACUCACACAUGAAUUCAAAAUGCGUGUGUUCACGGCUUCAAAUUAUCUCCGCGCGUAAGAGUGAGGAGUUAGCGCUCCAGUCGCUUAGUAUAGCUCUGUGGUCCAUACCAUUGUAAAAUAAAUUUGAGAAUACAAAAUGUUCAUAGUGAAAUCAAUCCGAGUCCAACUGGUGCAAAUUUUCAGCACAGAGUCUUUUUUUAAAUCCUGCAACUUUGCAGUCACUCUGUAGCCGAGUAUGAACCAGUCAUGGGGCCGUUCAAGAAAAUGUCAUCUGCACAAAUGUUGCACGCACAAAAUCAUUUGAUAUUAUACAAAUAACGAAUGUUUGUGAGUGCGAUGGUAAGAAUAAUUUCAUGAGGUGACAGAUUGAAUGUUCUAUUCCACGAGGCGAACA